GUGACCACGCCCCGCCGCGUCCCACGCUGGUUGGCCGAGGCCGUGCGCUAUGCUAAUGAGCCUGACCCUUCCCGCACCUGCUGGCUGCGCCGCCCGCGGGUGCCGGGCGGACGCUGCGGUCGGUACCCCGGUACAGGCUCGCGACCCCGCCGCUCGGGAGGAGACCAUGCCGCGCUCCUUCCUGGUGAAAACGCACCCCAGCCACAGGGUCCCCAACUACCGGCAGCUGGAGACGCAGAGAGAAGCCAGUGGCGCCUGUUCUGCCUGUGGGGAGCUGGUGGGAUCCCCCUGCCCCCCUUCCACUCCCGGUGACCCUGUGCAGCCCUGGAAUAGCACCUCUGCCAUUACCUGCACCUCCCUGCCCCUCCUGUCACAUCAAGAGGAAGCUCUGGGGGCCCCUGGGCCAGACCCCCAGGAAAUCAACGGGGUGGGCCCUCGGGCUGGCCGGGCCCCCAGUGCACCCCUCAGAGACAGCCUGAACCACCUCAAUCUGCCUUCACUACUGGUGCUGCCCACACGGUGGCCACCAAUCCUGGGUCAAGAUGGAGAUGGAGCUCCUGAAGAACGUUUACGAGCUGAGGGGACAUCUCAAGCUCCAGGUGGCUUCAAGUGCAUCCACUGCCACAAGCCGUAUCACACACUGGCUGGCCUGGCCAGGCACCAGCAAUUGCGUUGCCACCUGCCGGCUGGGCGUGCCUUCACCUGCAGGUACUGUGACAAGGAAUAUGCCAGCCUGGGUGCCCUCAAGAUGCAUAUCCGUACCCACACGCUGCCCUGCAUCUGCAAGGUAUGCGGCAAGGCCUUCUCCAGGCCCUGGCUGCUCCAGGGCCACAUCCGCACCCACACAGGUGAGAAACCCUACACCUGCACUCACUGUAGCAGGGCCUUUGCUGACCGCUCCAACCUGCGGGCUCAUCUGCAGACUCAUGCUGGCACCAAGAAGUACCAGUGCAAGCUCUGCUCCAAGGCCUUCUCGCGCAUGUCUCUCCUGGCCCGGCAUGAGGAAGCCACCUGCUGCCCUGGCCCCUAGAGGCGUGGCAGGGUGGAGGGACCAAGGUGGACAGUCCUCUCAGCAACUCCAUAUCACUCGGGACAACCGGAGGAACUGGACACAGGGUCCUAGGAGCCAGGGUCCUAGAAGGUGGGGGCCUAGCCCACUGUUGCCUGUGUCCAGCUAGAACCACCAAGUUCAGUGGGGCUGUGAGGCAUCUUUCCCUAAGGAGCCCUGUUCAGAGGAGACUUCUCACCAGGAGACGGUCAUCAAAGUGAGAACCAGAGUCCCAUUUUCAGCUUGGCCUGGUUGCUGGUCCUGUUCCAGGAAGGAGAGACUGUUGUGAGGAGACUAGCACCGUACAAACCCCACCAUGACAGCAGUGAACCCACACCUGGGUCCUUCUGCAUGCAACUUAAAUGGCAUUUUUUUACUUGUGGCAUCCAUAUUGUGUGUGACCUUGGAAGGCACUGCUACCUCUCAGCAUUUGCCCUUGACUUGGGGUUUGGAGACAUUUUCUUCUACACAUGUACACAUGAGCACAGAUAUACCCUACUCCCUCCCAAGACACCCGCUAAGAUAGGGGCAGGGGCAGGACAAUUGGAAUAAGCCAGGCCCUACCUGAUCUGUGCCUCAGUGCUCCUGCUCAGAGCUGGCCUCCAUGGCUUGCUGACUUCUCGGGAACAGUUGUGGGAUAAUAAAGCCUCCACUUGUCAG
Nannospalax galili (Upper Galilee mountains blind mole rat) is the source of this 1708-nucleotide messenger RNA. RefSeq names its product snail family transcriptional repressor 3 (gene Snai3). The transcript is spliced from 3 exons. Gene Ontology annotation, molecular function: RNA polymerase II cis-regulatory region sequence-specific DNA binding; DNA-binding transcription factor activity, RNA polymerase II-specific; copper ion binding. Bases 50 to 1030 code for a protein of 326 amino acids. NCBI's taxonomy places the organism in Eukaryota, Metazoa, Chordata, Mammalia, Rodentia, Spalacidae. The record is from RefSeq and is a predicted model, not a curated record. Gene Ontology annotation, biological process: regulation of DNA-templated transcription.